Messenger RNA from Vigna unguiculata (cowpea), 1072 nucleotides. RefSeq names its product pseudo histidine-containing phosphotransfer protein 6-like. Gene Ontology annotation, molecular function: histidine phosphotransfer kinase activity; protein histidine kinase binding. Gene Ontology annotation, cellular component: nucleus; cytoplasm. NCBI's taxonomy places the organism in Eukaryota, Viridiplantae, Streptophyta, Magnoliopsida, Fabales, Fabaceae. The record is from RefSeq and is a predicted model, not a curated record. Gene Ontology annotation, biological process: phosphorelay signal transduction system; cytokinin-activated signaling pathway; phosphorylation.
ACUCAGCCUUCGUAAAGACGCACUGAGAGAGGAGGGUCCAGAAUGUGGUCCAAGAGUGGGUUUAAACUGUGCUACAUGUAGAACAACAUGAAGGAAAGUGUCACAGAAGACAGAAAGUUUAGGAGUUUUGAGUUUCAGUCUGCAAAUAUUAUAUAUAUAUAUAUAUAUAUAUAUAUAUAGACAUAUAGAUAUAUAUGUUCCAUACACAAACACAACACAACACAACACAACAACACUGCAUUAUUAUCAGAGUAGGGUGUUCCAUUAAGGGCCACUCUGAAACUGUUUGAUAAAUUAAGAGAAUUGUUAGAGUCAGCCAAAACGGGUCUGCCACUGUGGAUGCUUGGUUUGGGUGCCGACCUCUUGUGGGCCGACAUGAACCGUCUCCUUGCCUUCCUCUUCCACCAGGGAGUGUUGGAUGAGCAGUUCUUGCAGCUUCAGCAGCUGCAAGAUGAGACCACCCCAAACUUCGUAUCCGAGGUUGUCAACAUCUAUUUCCAUGAAUCAGAAAAGCUUCUCACCAAUCUCAGAGCUUUGCUCAUGGAGAGGGAGUUUUGGGACUAUAAGAAAAUGGGGAAUCAUUUGAAUCAGUUCAUGGGAAGCAGCUCCAGCAUUGGCGCCAAGAGAGUUAGAAACGUUUGCGUAGCCUUUCGUGCUGCUACUGAGCAGAAUAACCGUGCUGGUUGUUUGCGAGCGUUGGAGAUGCUGGAGCAUGAGUACUGUUAUCUCAAGAACAAAUUGCACGAAUUGUUUCAGAUUGAGCAGCAACGUGCUUUGGCUGCAGGAGUAAGGUACCCAGUGCAGGAUUAGUGAAAAAGAUGAAAAAUUUUUAGGUUAUUUUGGUUUUGUGUUCUUAUUGUUUUUCUGGUUUGGUAAGGGUAAGGGUUGGUCUUUCCGGUUUUAGACAAACCAAAGGAGGGUCAGCUUUUGUACUUGGUUGUGUAGGGAAAAGAAAAAAAGGAAUCACCGACUCUGUUGUUUAGAUUCUCUAAUGUACGUAGUGCCAUCAUGCUUGUGCUUCGCUGUAACCUGUUCACUUUUUUAGCCAAAGUGGAUCAAAUCUAUUGAAAGU